This is a messenger RNA of Triticum turgidum subsp. durum (durum wheat), 2388 nucleotides long. The record is from the annotation of a GenBank genome assembly. NCBI's taxonomy places the organism in Eukaryota, Viridiplantae, Streptophyta, Magnoliopsida, Poales, Poaceae.
AUGGAGCGGCUGAAAUCGGCGGUGCCGGCCGAUAUCCGGCGAGCCGUCGGCGAGGGCACGACCCGCGACCUCCCUUCCACCACUUCUCUCCUUCUCGCCUUCCUCGAUGACCUCCCUCUAUUCCACCAGGUCAUCGGCGAGCUGACAGACCCGGAGCUCGCGCUGUGCCGCAAGGACAAGGGGAGGGCGGCGGAGCUGAAGGGCCGGGGCAAUGCCUGCUUCUCCAGGAGGGAGUUCGAGCAAGCCCUUGGGUUCUAUUCACAGGCGCUGCGUUACGCCCCGAUUAGUUCUGAUGGCACUGAUGAUAUCUUGGUACCUGCAUUAUAUGUCAACCGUGCCUCCACUAUGCAUAAAUUGGGCCUCCUGGAAGAGUGUCUGCGGGAUUGCGACAGGGCCAUCUCUGUUUCACCUAAUUAUGCGAAGGCAUGGUACAGGAGGGGAAUGGUAAAUGCAUCUUUGAAGAAUUAUUCAUCUGCCAUGCAUGAUCUAGAGGUUGCAUUGAGCAUGGAAGUGACUUCUUCUGGGAAGAGCAACAUAGAACAAGAGUUGAAGUUGAUAUUGUUAAAGCCUCAAUGUGUGAACGAAGUUGGAAGAUCAAGCGGUGAUUGCAAGGAUGCAGGAUUGGCACAUACAGCAGAACCACAUAAGGUUGUCCUUGAGUGUAUUGCAACGCCCAACAAAGGUAGAGGAAUGACAUCUCCAAAUGAUAUUCCUCCGACCUCCUUGAUUCAUGUUGAGGAUCCUCUUGCUGCGAUUAUCCUGAAAUCUUGCCGGGAGACUCACUGCCAUUAUUGCUUUAGUGAAGCACCUGCAGAUGUUGUGUUCUGCCCCUUGUGUACAAUACCAGUUUAUUGUUCAAGAAAGUGCCAAGAGCAAGCUGUAGGCGGAAUCUCUUGGAAUCAAGAUACUUAUCUUAAAUCUAACAGUAAUGCAGUUGAUCUUGGAAUACUGAGCCUAACUUCUACAGGGUGCAUGGCUCCGAACUCUAAACAGAUUGCUGAACAUAGGCACGAAUGUGGAGGUGCCCAUUGGGCAGCUGUUUUGCCAGCUGAUAUAGUUUUAGCUGGGCGACUAAUGGCACAAUACAUAGACAGCAGAAUGCUGACUGGAAAGAGCUCUGCCAUCUCCGGUCCAAAUUUGGAUCUCAUUCAGCACUAUGACGUAGAUUCUCCUACUAGCAAGUUGGAAUCACAUAUAUAUGCGAUUGUCUUGUUAUUAUGCCUCCAAAAGCAUUAUAGAUCAGAUCUUUCGUGGAAAGAGGAAACUUUAUCCCAGCUGGUUCUUUUGAUAUGUCAAGUUAAAGUCAAUUCGAUUGCUAUUGUUUGUAUGAAAUCCAUGGAUGGAGGCCAGGGACUGACAGAGAGUAAAGGGUAUUCUGCAGCUGAUGAUGCAGUUAUGUGUAGUGUGGAGCAGGUCAAGGUUGCUCAAGCUAUCUACAUGUCUGGUAGCCUCUUUAAUCACUCGUGCCGGCCAAAUGUACAUGCAUAUUUUCAUUCGCGCACUCUCUUUCUAAGAUCUACCACAUAUAUAAAUUCAGGGAGCCCAGUCGAGCUAUCAUAUGGUCCACAGGCUGGUGAGAUGAAUCUUGUGAAAAGACAAAAGUCACUUCAGGAGAAUUACAAAUUUACUUGCCAGUGUUCAAGUUGUUCAGAGCUACAUCUAUCGGAUCUUGUCAUUGAUUCAUUUUGUUGUCCACAAAGUAGCUGUCUUGGUGCCGUAUCAGAAUCAACUUGCUACAAAUCCGAAGAGAAUUGUGUGCAUGUUUCCGUAGAUGAAUCUGAUAUCUGCAAACUAUCAUUGCCUCAUGUUUCCAAGGUUGAUGAAGAUAUAGAGAAGGUUGGGAAAUUGUUUUUCAGAAAUAAUGUUGAUUUGAAGAUAGAUCCUGGAUAUUGCAUGAGCUGUAGAUCACAAAUUAACUUGUCUUCUGCUGUUGCUACAUCAGAGAAGGCAGCAUCAAUGAUCAAUAGGUUUAAGGAACUUGCAGUUAUAGACGAAAUCUCCGAAAUUCCCAUCACAGAUGCAUUAAGAUCCCUACAACAGAUAAAGAAGUUGAGGCACCCAUAUAGCAAGGCUCUUGCCCAGGCAGAAGAUGCGAUUGCAGAAGCCUUUGCAAAGAUAGGAGAUCAAGAACAAGCAAGAAAGCACUGCGAAGCAUCAAUUAAGAUCCUUGAGAAGCUGUACCACCCCAAACACAUAGCCAUUGCGCAUGAGUUGAUCAAGCUUGUUUCCAUCGAGCUGUCUCUGGGGGACAGGGCAAGUGCAGCAGCUACAUUCACCCAGGCAGAGGCGAUAUUUUCACUUUAUUAUGGACCUGAUGUUCAGAUGAUUUUACCUUAUGUUGAUGCCCUGAAAAGAACUGUUAGUGGAGGGUUCAUUGCAGCUCCUUGA